Molecule: messenger RNA, 288 nt
Organism: Dibothriocephalus latus
Lineage: Eukaryota; Metazoa; Platyhelminthes; Cestoda; Diphyllobothriidea; Diphyllobothriidae
Source: the annotation of a GenBank genome assembly
AUGGCGAUCGUGAGUACUUGCAACCGAAUUCAAAAUGUGAGUGCAACCCACUCGCCAGCAACUGCACCGAAAUACCAGACCUUGCUUGAUAGUUUGGAAAGGGUCUGCGCCAUGAAAGUCAACAGUCAUGAGGGCACCAGCUAUAUUCUGCUGGUUCGUGACGCAACGGACCCCUUCAACCGACAGCCCCUUGAAAUGGCAAUGGUUGAACCCGCUACAGAACUGAAGGCACAAAUCGAUGCCUGGUUGAAAAGCCGUCGAGAACAACGCCAGAAGGCUACGCAGUAA